AUGGAGCAUCCAUUCCCUUCUCCACACGCCUACAGACAAGCCAACACCUCGCUCCCGGCUGGUCAAGUCAAAGCUGGCAGACAGACAGACGAUCGCGAUGAAGCCGAUAGCCCGGAAGACGCCUGGUCAGGGCAGGAGAGCGGCCACGACGCUGGCGCAGUGGAUCGAAAGGGCUCGCAAUCCUCGGAGCGGUCGUUGAAGAGAAAACGUCCGGUGAUGGUCUCGUAUAUCACCCCCCCCGCACCCUUUCGGCCUUCUUCCUUAUGCUCCUCAUCGUCCUUCAAUAAUUCAACUCCUGGUGCAGUCACUGACCAAUUCAGAUGCGAACUUUACCGCCUAGAGGAAGUUAUCCAGGCGCAAGCACGACUUAUCGAAACCCAUAUAAUACAAGGCCAACGCCGUACAGGAAAUGAAAUUCACCCGAAUCAAUGUCCGCCAGCAGCUCCAUCCUAUGGCUCCCCAUCAGACCGAUCCGCCGCGCCCGAAUCUAGCCCCAGGGACACAUUAUACCAACAUGCUUCGACCUCGAGCCUCCCGACGCCGCACCGCCGCAUCUCGGUUAUCGGGAAUUAUAAUCAGGAACAAAACACAUCCACUCCGUCAGAUAAGCCGUUCAGUAAUACUCCACCAAGUCAACUUCAAAAUGGCCUACCCGCGCAAAGCCUACUACCCCAGCCCACAGAAACACAGCGGCGUGAUUUUACUCCCGGAGAGCCAUCAUCCCUGAGGCUUCCAGCCGUCCCUAUCCACUCUUCAAAUCAGAGUAGCCCGUCUCUUGCCGAUCCUAAUGCCGAUCUUCCGCCCUACGAUCUUCUUUACUCAUUGGUCGACCUAUACUUUGAACAUAUAAACGCAUGGUGCCCGAUACUUCAUCGGAGAACAACAUUAGACACACUUUUCGGACCAUCACCGUUAAAAGAAGAAGAUCGGAUGCUUUUAUAUGCAAUAGUCGCUACAACCCUACGAUUUUCUAAGGAUACUCGACUCAACGAAGAGAACCGGAAGCGGUACCACGAUUCGUGUAAACAGAAGGUUCUUCUAUACGGCCUUGAUAAUUCAUCAGUGACGUCUCUAGAAGCUCUAGUGAUUUUGGCAUUGGACGUUGUCGGUUCAUCUAACGGCCCUCCAGGAUGGAAAUUACUCGCGCUUAUUGCUAGGUCGGUUGUACAACUGGGCCUAGCUGUAGAGGCUACGUCAUCUCUUGUAGCAACAAUGUUCCCAUCUAUAUAUACCCUCAGAGCCAAUAUUCUUCCUGACUCUAGAACAUGGAUCGAAGACGAAGCCACAGCCUUCGAUUUUGCACUUGAUGGGAAGGAAAUUGACAGGAGGCUCCCAUGCAAAGACGAAUACUUUGUUAAGAACCAACCUGUUGAGACGAGGUUUUUUGAUACCCACGAACAGAUAGAGUACGUUAGUCGGAGCCAGUAUAUGGUGGAUAUCAGUGCGAUCGCCGAUGUUGAACAGUGGCAGUCGACAUAUAGGAAGCUAGAUAAUGAGUUGACUGCGUGGGAAUACCGUUUACCGAAAGAGUAUUCCUUCGCGAUGUCAUCCCGAUAUUUGGCAUCCUCUAAGUCUAGAUCCGUUCACUGUGGCUGGAUCAUGCUACAUGCAGCGUACCAAACCACCAUCAUCCGAUUACAUUCAUCAGCUGCCUAUCCAACCACCCGCUCUCCCAUCUUCACCCCAUCAUACGGCGCCAUCCAGCGCUGUCUCGCCGCCACUGAGAGGAUCCGGGCCAUCGCCAGGUUUGUCGUGGAUAAUAAUGUCCUAGACAAGUUUGGUCCCCCGUUCGCUUUCACACUCUGGGUAUCCGCACGACUGCUCCUAGUGAACGGCUCAACAGCAGCCCAUACGCUUGACCCUGCGAUUACCUUCUUCGUCGAUUCGCUUCGUCGCAUGGGCCAAUAUUGGAAAGUCGCCAAGCGAUAUAGCGAGAUCCUGCAACGAGUCUUGGACGAAUAUAACGAGUUUGCACAGUCCGGUCCCACAGAUGGGGAUCGCACAACGCCUUCAUCGGUAAAGAUCCUAGCCGACAUGAGGCGAUGUGCUUUCGAUCUUGACUUUUUGAUUUCCCAUCAACCUCCCAGAGCCAGCAGCACUAGCCAGACACCCGUGAUAGGAGGGGCCGCAGCAGCAGUAGGUGGCACGAAUACGCCAAAAGCGAAUACUACUACGCCACUUGUACCACCACGCAACCUCAGCCCUCAUGAACUUGAGUAUUUGGAUAUCUUUGACUUCUUCAAUGUUCCUCGCGUCCCUGUAACGGGGGGAAACCCCAAUGGCCCCCCGCCAAUCAAUGACCUAGUAAUGGAUCAAGCCCAACAGCAGACAAUCUCGCCAUCUCAACCACAACCAAAUAACCCCACCGUCUCUGCAACAGUGGGAGGCAUCUCGGUCGCUGAUUUAGCUAAUGCCGCUGCUGUCAACGCUGCAGCCGCAGUACAGGCGACGAACGAGUUUAAUAUCACCAAUUAUAUGGUUCCGACCCCUGAGACGGACUGGCUAUUUAGAGCUACCACAUAG
Arthroderma uncinatum is the source of this 2523-nucleotide messenger RNA. RefSeq lists its product as uncharacterized. Gene Ontology annotation, biological process: DNA-templated transcription. The record is from RefSeq and is a predicted model, not a curated record. NCBI's taxonomy places the organism in Eukaryota, Fungi, Ascomycota, Eurotiomycetes, Onygenales, Arthrodermataceae. Bases 1 to 2523 code for a protein of 840 amino acids. The transcript has 5 exons. Gene Ontology annotation, molecular function: zinc ion binding; DNA binding. Gene Ontology annotation, cellular component: nucleus.